GAUUCGUCGCGGCAGCCGGCUGGGCCCGACGCUAGCGCACGCAACCGCGGACGAUAUAUUUUACGAUACAACUUGCGAUUUCUGAACGUCGCGAAACUCGUGAGUUUAGUGUUACCAUGUGGUUUGCGAACUUUGGCGAGAUGUUCGAGUACGCAUGAGUUUGAUGAGACUGUCGUGAAAAACAGCACAAAUGAAGAUGACUGUAAAUCGCAUUAGGGUGGUAGUGUUGGGGAGUCCGCGGUGCGGGAAAUCGGCGGUCGUCGUGCGUUAUCUAACCAAGCGGUACAUAGGUGAAUACAGCUCUACAGGAGAUUUCCUUUAUCAGCACCGAGUCGCGUUCGACGGCGCUGUAUCUGAAGUCGAGAUUAUGGACACUUCUAACUGUGCAAUCCGCGGUUGCCUAGCGGAGCACGUGCGAUGGGGCGACGCGUUCGCCGUGGUGUACUCGGUGUGCGAGCGGCGGUCGUUCGUGGCGGCCGCCGAGCUGCUGUCGCUGCUCGAGCGCACGCGCCUGCCCGGCUGCGCGGCCGUCACCCUCUUGGGGAAUAAGAGAGACCUCGAACACGCUAGGGAGGUCCAUGCAGAGGAGGGUCAGGAGUUGUCGCUGCGGUUCGGGUGCCAGUUCUACGAGGUGUCGGCGGCGGAGUCGUGCGCGGGCGCGGCGCUCGCCUUCCACGCGCUGCUGCGCGAGGCGCGCGCGCUGGCGCUGCUGCUGCCCUCGCCGCGCCGCAAGCUCGCCGCCUAUUCUGUUUCUAAAGUAAUUGGCACAAUAUUUGGUAAAAAUAGCAAAAGUGUGCGCAAGAAAAGGCCGUCGCUCAGCAUUUAAACUAGGAUUAAUGUUCCAGAAUAUAAAUAUUUAUUACUUAAGCCAUGGAGACUGCUUCGUUUGUAAAUAAAAUAAGAAUUCUAUUUAAUACUAUGUCUGUUAAUUUCGAAAUAUUUUUGAAGCUUAUAAAAUCCUAUUAACCUGGCCGGUGUGGUCGUAAUUAAUUCACUUUUACGAAUUAAUAAUACGAAUCAUAUAUAUAUUAUCAUAUAUAUAUAUAUAUAUUUUUAAAGGACCUUCAUAAAAAUUACAGUAUAUCGGCUCUGUCAGUCUACUUUUCAUGGCCUCAAAUUACAUUAUUGGUAGGAUGAAGCAAUAAUUUACAUUUUGAUGUUUUUAAAGAGGGGUGACAAUUUUGUGUUACGUAUAUCUUAAUAUCGAUCAUCGCCAGGUUAAUGAGUUUAAAAAAAAGAUAAAUGUUUCCUAGAUUUUAAGAUAAACAACGUUACAGAGUCUUAUAAUAUUUUCAAGAAUCGCAUACUUUCGACCUUUGAACAAUGUUCGCCAAGCUGGUUUGUAGCUGCACCACCGAAUCUGCACGUUCAGAGAUCCUAUCUUAUUCAGAAAGGGUUUAUAUUUGUUUAAUUCGAAUACCGGAUAAGUUUGUUGAGACACCCUUCAUUAAACGUGUAAGACAAGUACGUCAGCGUUAAACUCAAUCAUUAUGAUCUCGCAAGAAUUAUUCUGUGGAAUUACUAUAAUUUUACAUUCAUGAUUUACGCUGCCGUUUUCACAAAUAGCCACGUUUAUAAUGCAUCACUGUAACGGACUUUUUGGACAUCUAGUACAUACUUAUAUUACUUAUCCAAAAUACAGAUUUGGAAAUUUAAAGAGGUGUUUUACGUAUAUUAUUACUGAACUCUCCUCGAAUACUUGAUGCUGUAGGGAUAUAAUUUCGGCAGAUGGGCGACCUCAUUGUGUCGUAAACCUGCUUGAAAUCCAUCUACAUUUUGUUGAAAGAAAAUCGAUACCUACUAAAACUAACUCUACCUACGUAUAAAAGUGAAAUGAUAGAAUAUUAAGUACUUGUCAAAGUUGCAAGAAUGCCGGGCAAGUCAGUAAAUAGUUCCAUUAUACUGGCUUGAGAUGUGGCUUAAUGAUGAUUGGUUUAAAAAACUUGUCAAUCUAAGCUAGGCAAGUGUUCUUUUUGUCGUAACGAACUCAUCAUUACUUUGCUAACGAGCCUCUCAGUAGUUUCAAUGUAAUUCUAUUGUAGGAAGCAGGUGCAAGGACCUGACAUUCUACAGAUAUAUUCGUAUAAGUUAACUUUCAAGUGGCAUAGUUAAAAUAAAAUAAAACUUGGUUCCUCCACGCGGAAGAACUGAAACUUCGUAACAUAAGCUUAAAAACAUUCUGUCAAGUGACCGUCACGUUUUUGCGUUUAGUUACUUCCAUAUUUUUACUGUUUUAAAUAUUUUACAUUGCUAACUGCUCAAAUUAUUGAAAAAACAAACAUAAACUCAUAAAAUGUUCAAGAGUUUCACUUAAAAAUUUGCAUAUUCAUCAGUCUAGCAUUUUGUCAUAAUUCUAGUUGGCAAUACUGAUCGUCAGGGAGCGUAUACUUUUCGUGCCGAUGACAUCAAUUUGACGUCACGCUCCAUAUAGGGUGAUCACAAAUUGUUUUAUUGUAAAUUGUUAAUCAUUAGUCAUUAAUCAUUUUAAGUUAUGAAUUUCUUUGCAU
Molecule: messenger RNA, 2507 nt
Organism: Leguminivora glycinivorella
Lineage: Eukaryota; Metazoa; Arthropoda; Insecta; Lepidoptera; Tortricidae
Product: ras-related and estrogen-regulated growth inhibitor-like protein
Exons: 6
Coding region: 191-826 (211 amino acids)
Molecular function (GO): GTPase activity; GTP binding
Source: RefSeq, a predicted model, not a curated record